This is a messenger RNA of Benincasa hispida (wax gourd), 474 nucleotides long. The record is from RefSeq and is a predicted model, not a curated record. Lineage: Eukaryota; Viridiplantae; Streptophyta; Magnoliopsida; Cucurbitales; Cucurbitaceae.
AUGAAAGAUUUGGGAUCACUUAAUUACUUUCUUAGCCUUGAAGUGUCAUCAUAUGUUGAUGGGUAUUAUCUGUCUCAAGGGAAAUAUGCUUCUGAUCUCCUAACUCGAUGUAGUCUUACUGACUUUACUGUGUCAUCAACACCACUAGAUCCGAAUGUUCGCUUGACUCCGCUUGAUGGUGUUCCUCUCGGCGAUGCUACUAUGUACCGACAACUAGUUUACAGUCUUAUUUAUCUCACUGUGACCCACCCAAAUAUUGCCUAUGUUGUUCAUAUUGUUAGUCAAUUCAUGGCUACUCCCCGGUCUAUACAUUUUACAGUUGUUUUUCGUAUUCUGCGAUAUGUCAAGAGCACUCUUAGUCAUAGAUUUCAUUUUUCUUCUCAGACAUCCUUAGUGUUAUCUGGUUGUUUAGAUACUGAUUGGGCUGGUGAUCCCACUGAUCGAUGUUUCACGCAGGUUAUUGCUUCAACUUAG